AUGAUCUGUGCCGCAUUGCUAUGGAAUGCGGGGAAAGUGUCGGAAGCGGACGGGAGCAAGGGGGAAGCGCGGCUGAAGCAGGCCUUGUUCGAGGAGUAUCCGAAGAUCCGACCCGUCGCGGACUCGCGGGAUCCCCUCGUCGUCUCCUUCAGCCUGGGCCUCUUCCGCGUCCUUCAGCUGGAUGUGAGGGGUCAGACGCUCGGCACCCUCGUCGAGGUGGUCGAGCGAUGGAACGACACCUACCUGCGAUGGAACCCCGAGGAUCAUUCAGGAAUUAAUCGGAUCGCAAUCCCAUACGAUGCCGCUUGGAUUCCUGAUAUCAUCCUCUACAACAGCGCAUCGGAGGAAUACUCUGAGGGACUCCUGUCGACGUCCCUCGUCCUGGAUCACACCGGGGAGGUGAUGCUGGAGAUCGCGGCUAACUUCCGUUCCUCCUGCAACGUGGAGGCCAAGAGCUUCCCCUUCGACAGGCAGACGUGCACCAUGCUCUUCAUGUCCUGGACGCAGGAGUCCGACAAGAUCCAGAUGAAACUGGUGGGCGACUUCGACCGAGAGCUGCAAUCGUACAUGGAAAGCUCAGAAUUCCAGCUGGAAUCGUACACCGCCGUGCAGAAGCCCCACGUGGACCCGUGCUGCGUUCAUCCCUUCUCGGCCGUGGAGUAUUCCAUCACCAUCUCCAGGAAGGCGACGUUCUUUCUCGUCAUCAACUACAUCCUUCCCGUGGUCGUCAUCGAUGUCAUCGCCCUGUUGUCGUUCCUGGUGCCAUGCGAGAGCGGGGAGAAGGUGACCCUGGGGAUCACCACCAUGCUCACCAUGAUCAUCUUCCUCACGAGCAGCCACGACCUCCUCCCGCCUACCGAGCACAUCCCCGUCAUAGGGAAGUUCUACUGUGCCUGCAUCUGCCUUGUCGGACUGGAGGUGGCCUUGAGCAUGUGGAUUCUUCACGUUUUUCACCUGAAGGGCGUCCAUUUUCCACAGUGGACGCAGAGAUUGUGUUUGAUUCUGGCAAAGUUGCCCUUCAUGAGACAGCCGAAGUUCAACGAGGUCAGAGGUGAGAAGGGGAAGGAAAAGGAAUUGGACGAGGACAAAGGGAUUUGGGUUCAGCGAUCCCGCAGGACAAAUGGGCAUCAGAACCCGACACUCUCCACCACGGACGGCCAGGGGCAGUGGGCAUGGGGGCGGGAGAAGGAGACGUGGAUGGCACGAGGGCGAGCGGAGUUCGAGGUAGACCUGGAGAACUGGAGGAUGGCCUCGAGGAUCCUGGAUCGAUUCUUUCUUUACCUUUUCUUUCUUCUUAACGUCGCGAUCCCGAUCGGAAUCAUAAUGUCAUCCCAGUGA
Messenger RNA from Darwinula stevensoni, 1338 nucleotides. The record is from the annotation of a GenBank genome assembly. Lineage: Eukaryota; Metazoa; Arthropoda; Ostracoda; Podocopida; Darwinulidae.